This is a messenger RNA of Galendromus occidentalis (western predatory mite), 1935 nucleotides long. Its product is annotated as vesicular glutamate transporter 1-like. The coding region runs from base 1 to 1935 and encodes 644 amino acids. NCBI's taxonomy places the organism in Eukaryota, Metazoa, Arthropoda, Arachnida, Mesostigmata, Phytoseiidae. Gene Ontology annotation, molecular function: L-glutamate transmembrane transporter activity; neurotransmitter transmembrane transporter activity. Gene Ontology annotation, biological process: neurotransmitter loading into synaptic vesicle; regulation of synapse structure or activity; synaptic transmission, glutamatergic. The transcript is spliced from 13 exons. Gene Ontology annotation, cellular component: synaptic vesicle membrane; excitatory synapse. The record is from RefSeq and is a predicted model, not a curated record.
AUGACGGCACCUCCAAUAUCGUCCCUCUGUCUGCAUGGGAAACCGGCUUCAAGUGCCCACGAAGGAUUCGAAUUGUCCAACAUCAAAUCUACAAUAAAGAACUUGCCAAACACAAAGCUCGGAUCGGUGUUUGGUCGGUUACGUGGCAGCGGGGCCUCGUCGAAGUAUGGUCAACUGGACGAUGAAGACGGUGGAGGCGGUGGGGGCGUCGUCGGCGGCGUGCCCUAUCAACAAGCCGGCGGUGGAGACGUACCGGGGGGUCCCGUACACUCAGUUGAUCACGUAGAAAUCGACCAUGGACCUCGGGACUGGCGGAGGCAUCUCGAGCCCAACUGCCCUUGCAAACCAGAUCUCUCGAAACGUAUGACAAUGGCUGUACUCUCAUCAAUCGGCUUCUUGGUGUCAUUCGGAAUUCGAUGUAACUGGGGCGUAGCACUCGUUCCCAUGACUAAGGGGUUGACGCCUGAAUUCGAUUGGUCCGAAAAACAAAUCGGUUUCAUUGACUCGUCGUUUUUCGUUGGAUACCUCGUGACGCAAGUGCCAGGCGGCUUCCUGGCCGCAAAAUACCCCGCCAACCGGAUUUUCGGUACGGCGAUAGCCGCAUCAGCGUGUUUGAACAUGUUAAUUCCAGCCUCAACAUCGAUCGGCGUCGGUGCGAUUGUAUUAGUACGAAUGACCCAGGGUUUAAUUGAGGGCGUGACGUAUCCAGCAUGUCACGGAAUUUGGCGAUUCUGGGCUCCACCCAUGGAGCGGAGUAAAUUGGCAACACUGGCAUUCUGUGGAUCUUACGCAGGUGCUGUGGUGGGAAUUCCCCUCUCAUCUUUUUUGACCAGCGCCUUCGGGUGGCGUCUGUGUUUCUACUUCUAUGGCAUCUGUGGAAUUAUAUGGUACAUAUUCUGGCUGUGGUUGAGUUUCGAACGGCCAGCUUCCCAUCCCACGAUAUCAGCACAGGAACGUCAAUACAUCGAAGAAUCUUUAGGAACCACCAGUCAGGUCGCUCCGACUUUUGCAAAUACCCCUUGGAAAUAUAUCUUCUGCUCACUUCCGGUGUGGGCGAUCAUUGUUGCAAACUUUUGCCGAUCAUGGACCUUCUACCUAUUGAUUAUAUCACAACCAAAAUAUUUUGAUGAAGUUCACAACCUCGACCUAAAAAAGUCCGGUGUCUUGGGAGCACUUCCACAUCUUCUGAUGGCCUGCGUCGUACCGGUCGGAGGACAGCUAGCCGAUCGUCUCCGUAAACGACAGAUACUGACAACAACUCAAGUGCGAAAGCUUUUCAACUGUGGCGGUUUCGGCAUGGAGGCCCUAUUCCUCUUGUUCGUCGCCUUCAGCCGCUCCACAACCGCGGCUACUGCAUUUCUGACGCUCGCUGUCGGCUUCUCCGGAUUCGCUAUAUCAGGUUUUAACGUGAACCAUCUGGAUAUCGCGCCUCGGUAUGCGCCCAUUCUCAUGGGUAUAUCGAACGGGGUCGGCACUCUAGCCGGGAUGUUCUGUCCGGUCGUCGUCGAAUGGAUCACGGACAAACAUCCUGAAAUGGCAGCGAAGCAGUGGCAAAAGAUAUUGGUCAUAGCCGCAAUGAUCCACUUCGUUGGCGUCAUCUUUUACGGGCUCUUCGCCUCGGGUGACAAACAACCCUGGGCUGAGCCAGCCACAGAGGCCGAACCCGCCCAAGCAGGGGUUCGGUAUCCUGACCCCAGCGCACAGUUCGAAGGCCAACAAACCGCCCCUCCUUCGUAUGGGUCGACUGCCGAGACGAAUUUCGUCUACGACCCAGCGUCCUCACAACAGCCUCAGAAACCCGCUCCACCAGCGCCCCCGAGUAAUCCGACUUAUCAACAGAAUACCCAAGCCGUUUAUGAUCCGAAUGCGGCUUGGGGCGAAGAAAGCACAGGGCAAAGCUACGCGUACAACCAGCAACAACAACAACAGUGGUAG